Vespa velutina is the source of this 2161-nucleotide messenger RNA. Its product is annotated as laccase-5-like. NCBI's taxonomy places the organism in Eukaryota, Metazoa, Arthropoda, Insecta, Hymenoptera, Vespidae. The record is from RefSeq and is a predicted model, not a curated record. Bases 85 to 2055 code for a protein of 656 amino acids. Gene Ontology annotation, cellular component: plasma membrane. Gene Ontology annotation, molecular function: copper ion binding; oxidoreductase activity. The transcript has 11 exons. Gene Ontology annotation, biological process: iron ion transport.
UUAUGUAAAAUCAUUCUUAUAAAAGCUCUCUUUAAAAGCAUGCCAACAACAUUUGAACAGGAAAAUAGUUGAUGAACUAUCAACAUGUCGAAAGUUUUAUUCAAUAGUUUAUUUCUUCCUUUUUUAAUUUUAUUAAUUUUUAAAGAGAUUCAAUGUGCUAAUAUAAAUGGAACGACAGAGCCGUCUAUAAGAACUGCAAGGGAUACAAAUAGCAAAGUAGUAUUAUCAACACCUGAAGAAUGUUAUCGUCCUUGUGAUGGAGCACAACCGCUUUAUUGUUAUUAUCAUUUCAGAUUAGAAUAUUACACUACAAUGGCAAGUCCUUGUAAUGCCUGUCGUACGAAUAGUUUUGAAAGAUCAAAAAAUCUCUCUAAUUGUGAGUGUAUUGUGGGUGAUGGUUUUGAGAAAACUAUUUUUUCUAUUAAUCGUCAAUUUCCUGGACCAUAUAUACAGGUAUGUCAGCACGAUAAGCUUAUAAUCGAUGUAGAAAAUGCUGCAGAAGCUACAGACACCACGAUACAUUGGCAUGGAGUCUUUCAAAAUUCUUAUCAAUAUUAUGACGGAGUACCUCAUAUAACUCAAUGUCCAAUUUCGGCACCUAAUACUUUUAGAUACCAAUUUGCUGUGGAUAAUCCUGGAACACAUUUUUAUCAUUCUCACUCUUCAUUAUUUUUAUUGGAUGGACAACAGGGACCUCUGAUAGUACGUUCGCCUAAGAGUCAAGAUCCUAAUGGACAUUUGUAUGACCAUGAUAUAUUCGAUCAUGUGAUAUUCUUGAGCGAUUGGAUGCAUGGAUUAGCUAUAGAUCAUUUACCUGGAAAAUGGGCCAUGAGACCUGGUCAAACUCCUGAUAAUUUUCUUAUCAAUGGUCUAGGAGAUUAUACGGAUCCAAAUACGGGAAAACGUAGUAAUACACCAUUGGCAUUCUUUAAUGUAACCGCUGGUAAUAGAUACAGAUUUCGAAUGAUCAAUUCAUUCGGUACAGUUUGUCCGGCCGAAUUCUUAAUCGAGAAGCAUAAGUUAACUGUAAUUGCAUCCGAUGGUGAAGAUUUGGAGCCGGUGGUAGUGGAUAAAAUAGUUUCUGUUACAGGUGAACGUUAUGAUUUCAUUUUAAAUGCUAAUCAAAAUAGUGGUUCAUAUUGGAUUCAAUUACGUGGUCUAGGAGAAUGUUCCGGUUUGAAAAUAAUUCAAUUUGCUGUACUCAUUUAUGGUAGCAAAUUGGCUCUACCAAAAACAACUAGACCUACUUAUAAUAAUCCUAUAAAGGGUGUUGUUGAAUUGAAUUCGUUGAGUGGACUAGAUUGUGGGAGUGCUACGUUAACAAAUAAUAUUUGUAUAAAUCAAUUGAAAUAUGCGAGAAAUACACCACAAGAGGAACAAAAAACAUUUCCAGAUCUUCGUUUAUACGUACCAUUCUCUUUCUUUACAUAUGAUGGAAAGAUGUUUACCAAUAACUCUUAUAAUCCCUUCUUUAUCGCUUUCGAUAGAACUUUAAUAUCAAGUUUGGUAACAAAUAUAAGUUACGCUGAACCAGAAUCACCUCCAAUAUCACAAUAUGAAGGUUACGAAAAGCUAUGCACUGCCGAUGAAGUAUCUACUUGUACGAGACCAUGCUUUUGUACGCAUGUUAUCAACGUUCCAAAAAGUGCACUAAUCGAAAUUUUACUCUGCGACGAAGAUCCAUUUGUCUUCCUAUAUCAUCCUUUCCAUCUACACGGUUAUAGUUUCCAAGUGAUGGCAAUAAAAGAUUUUAAUGGUACGAAGCCGACAAAUAAUGAUCGUUUCAAAUUUCUUCAAGAUUAUGACAGAGGUCUUCAAAAUGGUAAAUACAUACGACAACCAAGAAAAGAUACUAUUAAGGUACCACUUGGAGGUUGUGUGAUAUUACGUUUCUAUACUAAUAAUCCAGGAUGGUGGCUGUUUCAUUGUCAUUUCUUGUGGCAUACGGUAUCUGGUAUGGAUGUAGUUAUUCAUGUAGGUAGCGAUACAGAUUUGCCACCAGUACCAAAAGGAUUCCCAGUAUGUGGUAAUUUCAAGCCAUCAGUAUAUAUUUAAAAUAUAUAACUGAAAUAUAUAUGUACAUAUAUAAAAGUCAAGUGUCGCCUGAUUUAUGAUCUAUGAACUAUUGUAUUUUAUGAGAAAAUUUGAUUAUUGUUAUGAA